Messenger RNA from Micropterus dolomieu (smallmouth bass), 1239 nucleotides. It is a transcript of the gene gdf6b, whose product is annotated as growth differentiation factor 6b. Gene Ontology annotation, cellular component: extracellular region. Bases 1 to 1239 code for a protein of 412 amino acids. Gene Ontology annotation, biological process: BMP signaling pathway; SMAD protein signal transduction. The record is from RefSeq and is a predicted model, not a curated record. NCBI's taxonomy places the organism in Eukaryota, Metazoa, Chordata, Actinopteri, Centrarchiformes, Centrarchidae. Gene Ontology annotation, molecular function: growth factor activity; cytokine activity. The transcript is spliced from 2 exons.
AUGGAUUUCUAUCACUUCACUUUCCUCUGCGGGGCUUUCUUGUUAGUUUGCGAAAUCCCCUGUUUUCAGACUCUUGCUAUUUUACCCCCAGCUGCCCCGAAGAGCAGCAAGGUGGCAAGGAUUUUUGAUGGACAAGAAGCCUCUAAAUAUUUCAAGGAGUUAAAGUCGCCACCAUCCAUCGACAGAAACAAUAAAGCAACAUCUAAAGACUUGAUUGAGCCUCAUGACUACAUGCUGUCUAUUUACAAGACCUUCUCCACGGCAGAGAGACUGGGACUCAACGCCAGUUUUUUUCGGUCUUCAAAAGCUGCAAACACUAUUGCAAGCUUUGUGGACUAUGGACAAGAUGACCUCCCACUCUCCCCUCUGAGGAGACAGCAGUAUCUGUUCGAUGUCUCAACCCUUUCCAAAAAAGCAGAGGUGCUGGGAGCUGAGCUAAGGAUAUACACCAAAGUGUCUGGGAAUUUCAGGAUAUCGGAAACAGAGCCCGUCGACAUCCAGCUCCUCUCCUGCCACGACCAGCAGCUGCUCGACUCCAAAACGCUGGAUUUGCAAGAUUCCCAAAGACCGAAGUGGGAGGUAUUGGACGUGUGGGAAAUAUUCAAAGAGCGGCAGCACCUGAGCCAGGGGAAGCACUUCUGCCUGGAGCUCAGGGCCAUGCUGGACAACCCAGAGAGGGAGCUGGACUUGCACCUUCUAGGUUUGCACAGGCAUGGCAGGCCUCAACAGAAGAAAGCCAUCUUAGUGGUCUUCACAAGGUCUAAGAAGAGGCAGACCCUCUUCAAUGAGAGGAGAGAGGGGAGACCAUUGCUGGGUUUAGACAGGAGGGCCAAAGAAAGGGGCCCUGGUAUCAAAGCCAGCAGGAGAAGGAGGACAGCUGCAUCCAAAACCCGCCAUGGGAAGAGGCACGGCAAGAAGUCUAAAUCCAGGUGCAGCAAGAAGCCGCUGCACGUCAACUUCAGAGAUCUGGGCUGGGACGACUGGAUCAUCGCCCCACUGGAUUAUGAAGCAUACCACUGCGAGGGGGUGUGUGACUUCCCCCUGCGCUCUCACCUGGAGCCCACUAACCAUGCCAUCAUCCAGACUCUGAUGAAUUCAAUGAACCCCAGCAACAUGCCACCCAGCUGCUGCGCCCCGUCCAAACUCAGCCCCAUCAGCAUCCUCUACAUCGACUCAGGAAACAAUGUGGUCUACAAACAGUAUGAGGACAUGGUGGUUGAGUCUUGUGGUUGUAGGUAG